Molecule: messenger RNA, 472 nt
Organism: Aspergillus pseudotamarii
Lineage: Eukaryota; Fungi; Ascomycota; Eurotiomycetes; Eurotiales; Aspergillaceae
Exons: 1
Coding region: 171-365 (64 amino acids)
Source: RefSeq, a predicted model, not a curated record
UCUCAAGAGUGUGAAUUCAGAACUAGACCAACAUGGCCUUUGUCUGAAACUUGAGGAGGGUAAAAUGCUCAGGAAACUCUAGUCUUUCGCACUCAGCGGUCCCCCGACGUUAAUUUCACUCUACCCGCUAGGUAUCGAAACAAGUGGAUUUUUAAACCGACCAUUUCAGAAUGUCCACCGUUGAAAGUCCACCACUUCGAAGCGAAUCUCGUCAAGAGUCUCUGGAAGAUGUUAGGCAGCUGCUAUGCCACCAGAAGUUAUGGGCAUUCUUCAAUCCAUAUUAUCAAAUGGUGCUCGCGGUAUACUGGACUUUCUUUGUUAUGGGAGCUAGUGGUGCCGCAUAUGGGGUAAGUGACUGCUCGUGAGGAAAGCCAAUCCCCCAGGGUUCCGUUUCUAUAAUGUCUUGGUAUGUAUUUUCGUUGGUCUCAGAAGAUGAUGAGUGGUUCACACUGAAUUAGGCUGCUUGUGCUUU